Messenger RNA from Passer domesticus (house sparrow), 1221 nucleotides. It is a transcript of the gene HHIPL2, whose product is annotated as HHIP like 2. Lineage: Eukaryota; Metazoa; Chordata; Aves; Passeriformes; Passeridae. The record is from RefSeq and is a predicted model, not a curated record.
AUGGCAGCAAUGAAAAGUGAGAAACCUCCUACACCAUCCAAAAGCUGCAAGGAAUAUUCUCUGUAUGCUGCACGUCUCUAUGAUGCAGAAAACCUACAGACCCCUCUGAGAAGCCUUUCAGGACUUUGUAUUGACUACUGCUCCGAGUUUCACCUCCACUGCUUCUCUGCCAUCCACCUGCUGACCAGUGACAAGCACAUCCAGGAGUGCUGUGAGACAAACAGGAACCACUUCUGCCACCUCCUGCAGUUCCAGGAUGAGAAUUACUGCUUCCCCCAGGUGCUGCAGAACUUGGCCCUGAGCCGUAGCCUAGGCUCAGUGCUGGAGAAUCGUGGAGGCUGUCUCCAGCUGUGCCUGGCUGAGGUUGCCAGUGGCCUGAGAAACCUAGUGCUGAUGGCCCACGCUGCUGACCGGACCCACUACACCUUCAUAGCUGAGCAGCUGGGCCUCGUCUGGGUUUCCCUACCCAAUGGUAGCCAGCUGGAGUUGCCAUUCCUGGAUAUUCAGAGCAUAGUGCUGGCGACCCUGUGGCCGGGGGAUAAGAGGGGCUUCCUGGGGAUGGCUUUCCACCCCAAGCACAAGGACAAUGGGAAGUUUUAUAUCUGUUACUCAUACAUGGCUAAGACAUGGCUAAGAACUGAAGAAAAGAUCAGAUGCAGUGAAUUUAAGGUUUUGGCAUCUGAUGCCAACAAAGCUGACCCAAGCUCUGAAAGGAUUCUCCUGUAGCUUGAAGAACCAGCUGCAAAUCACAAUGAUGGGCAGCCUUUUGGUGUGGAUGGCUAUUUGUAUGUGUUCACAGGGGAUGGAGGGAAAGCUGGAGACCGUUUUGGAAAACUUGGGAAUGCUCAGAAUAGGAGCACUUUGUCGGGGAAAGUGUUGAGGAUUGAUGUGGAUGGAAGAAGCCCUGAUGGAAAGCCUUACUGCAUCCCUCCUGAUAAUCCAUUAGUGUCUGAUCCCAAAGCCUGCCCGGAGGUUUAUUCCUAUGGGGUUAGGAAUAUGUGGUGUUGUGCAGUGGACAGAGGGGACCCUAUCACAAAAAAAGGAAGAGGGAGAAUAUUCUGUGGGGAUGUCAGGUAGAACAGGUUUGAGGAAACUGACCUCAUUGUUAAAGGAGGGAUCUAUGGCUGGAGAGCAAAGGAGGAGUUUGAAUGCUACGACAUCUUGUAUUUGCAGGGUUCCCAGACAAAUGAAGGAAUGAUGAAUCUGACUCCAUGUUCUUAG